CAGUAGCAGACGCACAGUCAACUUGACAGUCGCACUACUGCCUGUGGAUGUAUGGUGGUUGUGCAAGUGGCCAUGUGUUGCCUGUGGUUGUUCGUCAGAUUUUCUUUUCAAGUUGCACCAGUUCUAUAUCACCUCUGAUCAGUCGAACUUGCAUGGAAAGGAAAAACAUUGAAUCAUUCAGUUCGGCGUCAGUCCCUGGCCCAGUUAGAAUAGAAGCCAACAUCACAGACCCGAGUAUAGGAAUCGAUCUACGUUUCCAGACAGUCGUACCCUCCACCGAGCAGCUCGUGACUGGCGACCCACUAUUGGCGCUGAAUUUAAUCCCUUGUAAACGCCCCCCCCCCCCCAUCAAUAUCCAUAGACAGUCGUUAGUGUUGCUUUUUGUUCUCACUUGUGGCGCAGUAACGGAAUCGACUGCGACAGUUUUUCCAAGAUCGAUCACGCUUGUGUCGUCUAACGUUCGUUAAGUUAAAUACGCUGCCUUUGUUUACAUGGCCCAUUGACCUUUGUGUGCUAACAAUCUCUUGAACGAGACCAAAAAAAAAUGGGCGACCGAGGAAUACAGUUGAGAUGUAAUGAUCGAUCAGGGAACAUCGAUUUGUUACUAUCCGAAUCGUUUGAAGAACGGUUUUGCGUCUCGCGUUGCGAUGAGAAUUGACCGGCCGAGUUGCAGUUGCCGCCAACGUUCCACCAAGGAAUUGCCUAACGUUUAUAAUACAGUGGAGCUAUCGCAGUUCCCGACAACACGACGUUCUUGGAAUAACCGCGGCAUCUCCAAGAAAAGUCUAUCGACUCCGGAUCUACUAAUGAGCCACCAGCGGCCGCAACGCCAUGAAACUUGCAGCGAUCCGGAUCAUGUUCCAGCGAACAGUCACGUUCCAAGCGGAAGGAGGCGUUGCAGAAGUCUGGAUUGCCUGUGCACCAUGAAGAGGACAUUAGUCGCGAUGGCUACCGGAUGGCUGCACGGUUAUCAGUCGGCGCAGCCAGAGGAGAUUGCAGCUUCUGAUGAAGACAUAAGCAGUGGCAGCAGUGCAGCGGCAGCUGGAGCCGCCCAGCAGCAGCAGCAGCCAAAUCAGCAAGAGCAGCAAAGCAGAGUCUGCACCAGCCUUUCCUGGGACAGCGGUUACAACGAGUGUGCAACUGAACUGGGCGACGCUUUCUCGCCGGUCAACCGACGGCUGACUGGCCCCAUGCGGAUGCCCUCCGUGGUUGUGAGUGACUGUUCGGACGAUCCCAAUGAAAAUGGUGACACAGUCAUUUUGGCCAACGGAUAUUAUCGACUCAGCGAAUUGCCCAGUCCGACCCUUUCGUCGCACUCGAGCUCUGGUCACGACACGGCACACGAAAUGGACCACGCGGAAACUCACGCCGCGUCGUGGAGCUGGGCGUCGUCGUACAGAGCCGGAUCGAAUGGACUGUUGAUCCUUCCAGGACAAGGCUUGUUAGAUGAGGACUCGGCAAUGUCGUCUAGCUUGCUCUCUGUUCGCCGAUUCUCCGAUUGUAGUAGUUGCAGUUCCUUGGCCACGUUAGACAUGGAACCCUGUUGCCCGGGUCCGUGCACGGCCCAAUCUCACACUACGUCAUUUCAGACCGAUCCUGACCAGUCGUUUCGAUUGGGAUACGAUUUGACUCAGGACGUGGUCGAGGAGGCGAGUGAAACGCCCAAACAAGAGGAGGUUCGCUUGUCGACCGAGGACUACACGUCAUCUCCAAAGGUCUCGGCAUGGCGGAAAGUGCGCAGCGCCGUCCAGUGGUCUCCAUUCGUCCAGACCUUCCGACGUCAGCGCUACCCUUGGGUUCAAUUGGCCGGCCAUCAGGGCAAUUUCAAACUAGGAGGUGAGCGCGGCACAAUCCUGAAGAAACUAUGCCCGAAAGAGGAAAGCUGCUUUCAAUUGUUAAUGAAAGAUCCUCUUCGGCCAUUUAUACCCUCAUACAAGGGCAACGUGACGUCCGACGAUGGCGAAAAGUUUCUAGUGCUACAAGAUCUGCUCGGCGAAUUUCGCAAUCCGUCUGUUAUGGACUGUAAAUUGGGAGUACGCACUUAUCUCGAAGACGAACUGGCCAAAGCCAAAUUGAAACCGAAAUUGCGAAAGGAUAUGUUUGAGAAAAUGCUACAAGUGGACCCGAGCGCCCCGACGGCCGAAGAACUUCGGUUGGGUGGCGUGACGAAACCGAGGUACAUGAUAUGGCGAGAAACUAUAUCGUCGACGGCCAGUUUGGGUUUUCGGAUCGAAGGAAUCCGCAAGCAAGAUGGGAGCUCCAGUAAGGACUACAAGACUGUCGGUUCUCCCCAACAAAUCGUUGACGUUUUACAGGACUUUGUGCGUCAUCAUCCUCACGCGUUGACGCAGUACAUUGCACGAUUGAACCAGUUGGAAGCCACGUUGGCUUGCUCCGAUUUUUUCGCCACCCAUGAGUUAAUCGGUACCUCAUUGCUUUUUGUGCACGAUCACAACAAAGCCAAUAUUUGGAUGAUUGAUUUCGCCAAGACUCAUCGGUUGCCGGCAGGAGUCCAGAUCGAUCAUCGGAGCCCAUGGUGUGUAGGCAAUCACGAAGAUGGUUACUUGGUUGGUCUGUCCAAUCUGACGCAGCUGCUGGAGCAACUGUUGGUGACUCGGGACCAAAGCCAGUCCAAUCCAACCUAGAUACAUUGAUAACAACGGUAGCACGUGUAUCUAUUUAAAUGUUUCGAGUAGUAUGUAAACAAUGGGUCCAAUUUGAACCUUGUUGCAUUAUGAUGAUGCAAGAGCUGUCAUUCCCAAAGAACGUUCCAAGUUUAACUGGUUAGAAGUACAGGAUAUCAUGACUGCUAUAUAUAUAUAUAUUUGUCAUACUAAAUAUCGUGAUCGGACGCGAAACGAUGUACAUUUCCAGUGCAAUCUCUCUGAUGAAAACUGCGGUUUACAUCAACUGAUCAUUUCCAAGUGCCUCUAUCGUAACGUAACUGUCUGUACAUCUGUUAUUUUAUUUUUUUUUCUCCUUUUUGUGUGGAUUCGGGCAGCGCACGUGCCAUUUUUCAGGAUUAUUGUUUUUCUACAUUCGUCCUGUUCCCUGACUUCCCCAUUCAAACUAUGUCAAUGAUUAACUUUGGUGUUUUUAUUAUUAUUUUCUGACACACCAUCAAAUUUCAAAUAUACAUUGCAUCACUUGGAUU
Molecule: messenger RNA, 3154 nt
Organism: Daphnia carinata
Lineage: Eukaryota; Metazoa; Arthropoda; Branchiopoda; Diplostraca; Daphniidae
Gene: IP3K2
Product: inositol-trisphosphate 3-kinase B-like
Exons: 10
Coding region: 576-2645 (689 amino acids)
Biological process (GO): inositol phosphate biosynthetic process
Cellular component (GO): cytoplasm; nucleus
Molecular function (GO): inositol-1,4,5-trisphosphate 3-kinase activity; inositol tetrakisphosphate kinase activity
Source: RefSeq, a predicted model, not a curated record